GCCAGCUCCCUCUCGUUGAUAAAAAAGACGAAGAGAGAGAGAGAGAGAGAGAGAGAGUGAGUUUCUGCAAUUCUAGGUUUUGAAAAUGGCGACGCCAUUAACGGGCCUCCAGCACAGAGACGGAGUUCUUCCUCUAAUGGCAGGCCCCGUAAAUUCGGUCGAUUCUUCGUCCUCUUCCACAUCCCCUUCUCCUUCUCCUUCAUCAUCCAAGCUCUGCUUGAAGAAUUCCGCCUCGAAAUCCCCCAUCCUCAUCUUUCUCUUCUUCCACAAAGCCAUCCGAUCCGAGCUAGACGGUCUCCACCAGUCCGCACUCGCCUUCGCAACCGAUUGCAGCGGCCAUAGCGACAUCCGUCCCUUGUUCGAGCGCUACCAUUUCCUCCGCGCAAUCUACAAGCACCACUGCAAUGCAGAAGACGAGGUUAUCUUUCCAGCUCUUGAUAUACGUGUGAAGAAUGUAGCACGGACUUACUCGCUUGAGCAUGAGGGGGAAAGCCUGCUUUUUGAUCAGUUGUUUGAAUUGUUGAAUUCAAACACGCAGAACGAUGACAGUUUCCGGAGAGAGCUAGCUUCUUGUACGGGAGCGAUUCAAAUAUCAGUUAGUCAGCACAUGUCUAAGGAAGAGGAGCAGGUCUUCCCCUUGCUUGUAGAUAAGUUCUCAUUCGAAGAACAGGCUGCCUUGGUCUGGCAGUUCUUUUGCAGCAUCCCUGUGAAUAUGAUGGCAGAGUUCCUUCCAUGGCUUUCUUCUUCUAUUUCACUUGAUGAGCAUCAAGAUAUGCUGAAAUGCUUGUGCAAGAUAGUCCCAGAUGAAAAGCUUCUUCAAAAGGUCAUAUUCACCUGGAUGGAAGGGAAAAAUACUGCCAAGGUCAUUAAAAGUUCUGAAGAUGAUCCUCAAUUGCAGUGCUGUGUGGAUCCCACACAUGGCCAAUUAAUAGAUCGAACAGAGAAAGGGUGUUGCGCUUGUGAAUCUUCCAAGACUGGAAAAAGGAAACAUCUGGAGUCAGCUGUUGAUUCAAUUGUAGCACAUCCAAUUGAUGAAAUAUUGUAUUGGCACAAUGCUAUAAAAAGAGAGUUGAAUGAUAUAGCUGAAGAGGCAAGGAAGAUACAACUUUCAGGAGAUUUCUCUGAUUUAUCAGCUUUCAAUGAGAGGUUACAAUUCAUUGCCGAAGUAUGCAUCUUCCACGGCAUUGCUGAGGAUAAGGUUAUAUUCCCAGCGGUAGAUGGGGAAUUAUCGUUUGCUCAGGAGCAUGCUGAAGAAGAAAGCCAAUUCGACAAUUUUAGAUGCUUGAUAGAAAGCAUUCAGAGUGCUGGAGCCAAUUCAAAUUCAGCUGAUUUUUAUGCAAAGCUGUGCUCACAUGCUGACCAAAUAAUGGGCAUCAUACAGAAGCACUUCCAUGGCGAGGAAGUUGAGGUUCUUCCUCUUGCUCGUGAGCAUUUCAGUCCUACAAAACAGCGAGAGCUUCUGUAUGAAAGCUUGUGUGUGAUGCCACUGAAAUUGGUAGAACGCGUCUUGCCAUGGCUGGUAGGAUCACUUAGUGAAGAAGAAGCGAGGUCUUUUCUUCAAAAUAUGAACUUAGCAGCUCCAGCGUCUGAUGCUGCACUGGUUACACUUUUCUCUGGCUGGGCAUGCAAGGGUCGUGCCCAGGAUGUUUCCAAAUCAGGAAGGUUCAUAUGUUUAUCUUCAAGUGCAAUCAGUGACUGUCCGGUAAAGAAACUGAAUGAAAUUGAAGUAGGUAUCAAUCAGCCAUUAUGUGCAUGUGCUUCUCGAUUGUACACACAUGAAGAGACAUCAUUUCUGCAAGAAGAUAACAACAAAAGGCCAGUCAAACGUGGAAACUUCUCAGGGUCAUGUGAAAAUAUCAAUGAUUGUGGACAUUCAGAUGCCUUAGACAAAAAACAGUCUUGUAGUAAUCAGCCUUGCUGUGUCCCGUGUUUAGGAGUGAACAAGACUAACCUGGGAAUAACUUCACUUGCUGCCAAAAAGCCUUUACGUUCCUUGUCUUACAGUUCUGCUCCUUCUCUUAAUUCCAGUCUUUUUGUCUGGGAAAUGGACAAUAGCUCUUCCGAAAUUGGGCAUGCACCAAGGCCGAUUGACAACAUAUUCAAAUUUCAUAAAGCUAUAAGCAAAGACUUGGAAUAUUUGGAUGUUGAGUCUGGAAAGCUUAUUGGCUGUGAUGAGACAUUUCUUCGACAGUUCAGUGGAAGAUUUCGGCUCUUGUGGGGGUUAUAUAAAGCUCAUAGUAAUGCAGAGGAUGAGAUUGUUUUUCCAGCUUUAGAAUCUAAGGAGGCUCUUCAUAAUGUGAGCCAUUCAUACACUCUCGACCACAAGCAGGAGGAGAAACUCUUUGAGGAUAUCUCCACUGUUCUUUCUGAGUUUUCCCAGCUGCAUGAAAUCAUGAGCAGAACCAUUCCUCCUAGCAUUUCUACUGGAAGUAACCUGAAUUCUUCUUGUGAUGGGAAUGAUCUGAUGAGGAAGUACAACGAGCUUGCUACGAAGCUCCAAGGCAUGUGUAAAUCCAUACGGGUGACGCUCGACCAACAUGUUUUCAGGGAAGAACUCGAGUUGUGGCCGUUGUUUGACAGUCAUUUCUCUGUGGAAGAGCAGGACAAAAUUGUUGGUUGUAUAAUUGGGACAACAGGAGCAGAAGUGCUCCAGUCAAUGUUACCAUGGGUAACUUCUGCUCUUACUCAGGAGGAGCAGAAUAAAAUGAUGGACACAUGGAGGCAGGCAACAAAGAACACAAUGUUCAGUGAGUGGCUUAAUGAAUGGUGGAAAGGAACUCCUGGGCCAUCGUGCGAGACUGCAACAGGGAGUGUUGUUUCUGCUCAAGGCAUGGAUUUCCAAGAAAGUCUGGACCAAACUGAUCAGAUGUUCAAGCCUGGCUGGAAUGAUAUUUUCCGAAUGAAUCAGAAUGAGCUUGAGGCGGAGAUAAGGAAGGUUUCUCGGGACCCAACUCUUGAUCCACGUAGAAAGGCAUAUCUUAUUCAAAAUCUUAUGACCAGUCGCUGGAUAGCUGCCCAGCAGAAGUCACCUGAAGCAAGAGCAGGGGAAAAUGUGAAUGGUGAAGAAGUACCAGGAUGCUCUCCAUCAUUUCGAGAUCCUGAGAAGCAAGUGUUUGGCUGCGAGCACUACAAAAGAAACUGCAAACUCCUUGCUGCUUGCUGUAACAAAUUAUUCACAUGCCGGUUUUGCCAUGAUAAAAUCAGUGAUCACUCAAUGGAUAGGAAAGCAACAUCAGAAAUGAUGUGUAUGCGCUGUUUGAAGAUCCAGGCAGUUGGACCGAUUUGCAAGACUCCUUCCUGUGAGGGACUUUUAAUGGCAAAAUACUAUUGUAACAUUUGCAAAUUUUUUGAUGAUGAAAGGAUAGUGUACCAUUGCCCAUUCUGCAACUUAUGCCGCCUUGGAAACGGACUUGGCGUUGACUUCUUUCAUUGCAUGACAUGUAAUUGUUGCCUGGGGAUGAAGUUAGUCGAGCACAAUUGCCGGGAGAAAGGUCUGGAGACUAAUUGCCCCAUAUGUUGUGAUUUCUUGUUCACUUCAAGUGCAGCAGUUAGAGCCCUUCCAUGUGGCCAUUUCAUGCAUUCAGCUUGUUUUCAGGUGUACACUUGUAGUCACUACACGUGUCCAAUAUGCAGCAAAUCCUUGGGAGAUAUGGCGGUCUACUUCGGCAUGCUCGAUGCCUUGUUGGCUGCUGAAGAGCUUCCAGAAGAAUACAAGGAUCGUUGUCAGGAUAUACUCUGCAACGACUGCAAUAAGAAGGGGACAGCCCACUUCCACUGGUUGUACCACAAAUGCAGCUUCUGCGGUUCAUAUAAUACCAGGGUCAUCAAGACCGACACGACAUGCUCCACGCCAAACUAGCACAUGUUGCUUCAGAUACUUGGGUUGUGCUCCCUCUUCAUGGCAGGAUAAACAAAGUGAGAACUAUGCACCUCUAGGGCUGCAAGCUGGAACCCAACUUGCCCAACCUGAAAAUUGUGUUGGGUUGGGCUUGGGCUGGAAAUCCUCAACCCCGGGUCGGUUUGCGCUCUGGCUGAGGCCUCAGGACCAUGGCUUGGUGAUGGCAUGUCACCCAGCUUAGGUGGUUCAAUGUAACUCGCAUUGUGUGCCUGCUUAUCAAGCAUCACAUGGAGCCAGGGUACAAAUAACUUCCCUUCUUAGCUUAUGGAAUGGGGCUUUUGCUCAGCCCACUUGCGUAUAUGGGUCGGCUAUUGCAUGCUACCAUAUAUGCCAGCGUUGCACACAAGUGAAAUAUUAUUAAUAAUACCAUGAAUUUGGUAUUAUCCCAUAAUCACAUUUUAUUGAUGAUAAUUAGCAUUUCAUGUUCAGAGUUGAAUGAGAUCCAUUGAAAAUCAUAUUUUUCAU
Messenger RNA from Magnolia sinica, 4363 nucleotides. Its product is annotated as zinc finger protein BRUTUS-like. Gene Ontology annotation, cellular component: nucleus. Gene Ontology annotation, molecular function: zinc ion binding; ubiquitin protein ligase activity. The transcript is spliced from 15 exons. Lineage: Eukaryota; Viridiplantae; Streptophyta; Magnoliopsida; Magnoliales; Magnoliaceae. Bases 86 to 3859 code for a protein of 1257 amino acids. The record is from RefSeq and is a predicted model, not a curated record. Gene Ontology annotation, biological process: ubiquitin-dependent protein catabolic process; protein ubiquitination.